Staurois parvus is the source of this 294-nucleotide messenger RNA. Lineage: Eukaryota; Metazoa; Chordata; Amphibia; Anura; Ranidae. The record is from the annotation of a GenBank genome assembly.
CAAACUGGCGGCCCUCCAGCUGUUGUGAAACUACAAGUCCCAUCAUGCUUCAGCCUUUGGGAGUCAUGCUUGUAACUGUCAAUCUUGCAAUGCCUCAUUCAAUCACAUAUCCCAAAGCUGGGGUGUCAAACUGGCGGCCCUUCAGCUGUUGCCAAAUUACAAGUCCCAUCAUGCCUCUGCCUUUGGGAGUCAUGCUUGUAACUGUCAAUCUUGAAAUGCCUCAUGGGACUUGACAACAGCUGAAGGGCAGCCAGUUUGACACCCGUGUGCUAGGUCAUGUCCCAUGUUCCUUUG